Emiliania huxleyi CCMP1516 is the source of this 288-nucleotide messenger RNA. RefSeq lists its product as hypothetical. NCBI's taxonomy places the organism in Eukaryota, Haptophyta, Isochrysidales, Noelaerhabdaceae. The record is from RefSeq and is a predicted model, not a curated record. The transcript has 2 exons. Bases 1 to 288 code for a protein of 95 amino acids.
AUGCAGAAGAUUGGACAGGGGAGGGACGCGUCCAAGGGGGGAACCAACGGAGGCUUGGGAUUUUGCAUCUCGGCUGCAUCCAUGGGCCAGGGAGGCGAAUGCGCGGUGGAGCGGCUGCGCUUGGACGCGACGGCGAGGCUGGCCGGGCACGCUGUCGUCGAGAAAGGCACGCACGUCGAGAUCCUGGGUUCGCAGAGGAGGGUUCGUGUGGAUGCGGUCGAGUACGACGGCUACCCGGACGCCGAGCGUCUCCUCUCGUUAGAGGAAGAGACGUGGCUAGGCAGGUGA